This is a messenger RNA of Felis catus (domestic cat), 4317 nucleotides long. RefSeq names its product boule homolog, RNA binding protein (gene BOLL). Bases 175 to 1062 code for a protein of 295 amino acids. NCBI's taxonomy places the organism in Eukaryota, Metazoa, Chordata, Mammalia, Carnivora, Felidae. Gene Ontology annotation, molecular function: RNA binding; protein binding. The record is from RefSeq and is a predicted model, not a curated record. The transcript is spliced from 11 exons.
GGUGGCAGGUUCAGGUCCCGGGUCCGAGCCUGCGCCCCUGCAGCUGCCACUGCCGCCGUCGCCGCCAGGGGGAGUGUCCGUCGGGAAACGUGGUGUUGGUUCCUUGGUGUGAAGGUGCUUUCAAACUUAAGGUUUCUGAUCCUUUCCCCUGGGUUCUGAAGAGCGUAGAGGAAGAUGGAGACCGAGUCCGGGGCGCAAACAUCAAAUCAGACGCAAACAGAUUCAUUAUCUCCAUCCCCUAAUCCUGUGUCACCUGUGCCUUUGAAUAACCCAACAAGUGCCCCAAGAUAUGGAACAGUGAUCCCUAAUCGCAUCUUUGUAGGAGGAAUUGACUUUAAGACAAAUGAAAAUGAUUUAAGAAAAUUUUUUUCCCAGUAUGGGUCUGUAAAAGAAGUGAAGAUUGUAAAUGACAGAGCUGGAGUGUCCAAAGGGUAUGGUUUCAUCACUUUUGAAACACAAGAAGAUGCACAAAAAAUUUUACAAGAGGCUGAAAAACUUAAUUAUAAAGAUAAGAAACUGAACAUUGGUCCAGCAAUAAGAAAACAACAAGUAGGAAUUCCUCGUUCCAGUAUAAUGCCUGCAGCUGGAACAAUGUAUCUAACAACUUCAACUGGAUAUCCUUACACUUAUCAUAAUGGUGUUGCUUAUUUUCAUACUCCAGAGGUAACUUCUGUUCCACCACCUUGGCCUUCACGUUCUGUAUCUAGUUCCCCUGUGAUGGUAGCUCAGACAGUUUAUCAGCAACCUGCGUAUCACUAUCAGGCCCCUGCACAGUGCCUACCAGGACAGUGGCAGUGGGGCGUUCCUCAGUCUCCUGCAUCUUCUGCUCCAUUCUUAUGCCUGCAACCUUCUGAGGUUAUUUAUCAACCGGUGGAAAUUGCACAAGAUGGUGGAUGUGUCCCUCCUCCACUGUCUCUGAUGGAAGCCUCAGUUCCAGAGCCUUAUUCUGAUCAUGGAGUUCAAGCAACAUAUCACCAGGUUUAUGCUCCAAGUGCCAUCGCUAUGCCUACACCCGUGAUGCAGCCUGAGCCAAUUAAAACAGUGUGGAGCAUUCAUUAUUAAGACAACUGGGCAGCUCUAGUCCAGCUCAACUGAUUUCUUGUCCAAUGAUCCUUGUGUGGCCAAGAUCCAGCUUCAACGAACCGUCUAGAAGCUGCCCAUUGUGACACUUAGGGUUAGUUAAUACCUCGCCAUACUUAUUUAUUCCAUUAUAAGCUGUCUAAAUUCGAUGAAAUUUGCUUUUUCAGCUGUUCUACAAAACUAUUUAGGUAGUUGUGGCAUGUUGGUUUGUUUAUGUGUUAAUCUAACUGUAGUGACAUUUUCUACAUGUUUUAUCCAUUCCAUAAAUAAUAACCACAUUGGGAAUAGUGAGGUGUCUUUCAUUUUCUCUGCUUUGUGUUAUUUCUUUUCCUCUCAAUCUUUUAGGAGUAAUGUUUAAUAGUCAUUACUAUUUAUUUUAGUAUUUAGGAUAAGAGUCCUCUCUAAUGCUAAUAGAAUUUUUAAUACUUUCAUGCCUUGUGGUAUAAGUACAUUUGAUCUUAAUGAUUCAGUUCUAAUACUGGCUAUUUUGUCAUUUAAUAUGUUUUUGACUGAGUUUUUAUUUAUUACUGCUAUUCCUUAUUUAAUUUUGCUUCUGCCAUGGUUUUCAAAAUUUGAGUAAUAUUUAUACUUUUUUUAUAACAUUUUCCAAAUAUUAGAAACACUUCAACAUGAUCAGUUUUCUUACCUUUUCAUAUGAUUAAUUUGACUAUAUUAAAUUUUUACUCUAAUAUUUGUGAUAAUGCUGAAGCCUUUUAUAAUAUAAGCCAUUUGGUACCCAAAUUUAUAUAAUACGGUUCACCUAGUAGAAUUGUUUUGAUAAAAGAAGGGCUCAUCUCUGACAUCCCAUAAUACUGACUGAUACCCCACUAUAUUUUGGUAUCCUCUACUGCUUUAAUAUUUUGACUUUUUAUUCUUAUAUGUUACCAAUAUAUUCAAUUAUAUGUUAUUAAUAUUUUAAAAGACAGUUAUUUUCAUAAAAAGCAAAGCUAUUUCUUACACCAAAGGAAAACUUCAAAUUCUGAUUCUAAAGCCAAUCUUAUUAUAAAAUUAGAAAAUAGGUAGGGAGGAAAAGCCAUUGUUCAAAAGUUACAGAACAAAUUGUUUUCAUCACUGUAAUUUCUGUAAUAGUGUAAAAAAAAUCCACUUUACAUUCAUUUGCAAUUCUUUUACUUGACUUCCUAAUUUUAGGUGAGAAGAGGAAAAUCCAUAAAUAUUGGCAUUACCCUAAUUUAUCUCUCCUCUCUCCUUUUCUAUGCCCAAAUGUAUUACAUGUUCAACAGCAUAAGCAGAAAUAAUAAGACUUAGAUCCCAAAGAUUUUCCUGAUGAGUCAAAUAGGGUGUUUCUUUUGAAACCAUAAUGAACAGUAGGACUAUAUGAUUACAUAUUAGCCUACAGGUAUCCCAUGCACAUUAAUUAUUCUGUUUUUAGAAAUAUAAAUAGACUAAUAAGUCCCACAAUGAAAUUUCAAAAGUUUUUGUUCUGUAAGUAAAAAUGAUUAACCACUGAUGUUAGAGAUAUUUUAAUAGCACUCUCCUUGAUUUUCAAAAUGUUUAACAUGAUGCUAAACAAAUCCUGGACUGUUAAUAAAAGUUAAUGAUGUAUUAUUGGAUAAGGAAUUUUGAUAAUAAUUGAUACCCAAGUGUGUUUCUUCCACAAAACUAUAGAGAUCUGCGUACACACAUAUACUACGUACACACACACACACACACACACAUAGAUUAUAUACACAUACACAUUAUAUAUACAUACAAUUCAUAUACACACUUUCUUAGAAUUUAGCUUCAUUUUGUGAAGCUAAUUAAAACUGUGGAAUUCACUGUCAACCAAAAUAUAUGGAGGACAUCAUCAACUUUCUUUACGACCUAGUUUGAUAGCCCAAACAGGUUAUUUCUAAAACCAGAUUGAGAGGAUAAAAAUUCUCCUUAUAUAACUAGGUAAAAGCCAUUUUAUUUUUCUCUUUUUUGUAGUAUAUCAUCUAUAGAUAAAUUUGAAAAGUUUCUAUUUAGUUCCUAUUUUGAAAGGCCAAUCUGAAGACAUCUGAGGAAAUUCACUGGGUUAGAGUGAAAUGGAUAAUACAAAUAUUAGUAUCAUCACAUGUACCAAAAUCACAAAUAAGUUUGCAACCUGUUUUCCCCAAAUCUCUAAUAUAAUCAGAGAUAGAAAGAUGGUAGCAUGUCAAAAAAUAAAGGAUCUUGGAAAAUUAGGACUUUAAUUUCUUUCCUGUCAGCCAAUUUCACAAGAAUGGCUUAGAAAAAGAGGUAUGAUUUAGUUUGUAACAAUGCUUUAUAAAUUUCUGCCAAUAAUGACAGUACAAUAUUUUCAAACAAAUUUAUACAUAAGUCCCAGAUGUAGGAGUGUGUUUCAUGGGUUUGUGGUGUAUUUAAGAAAAAUAAUGAAUUGGGGUCACAUACACAAAAAAUCUUUGUAUCUCUCUCAGAAGUAGUGCUUGGAUAGUAUUAAAAUGUAGAAUCAAAGGACUAGAAAAGACUUUACAGGGGCAUUCAAUCCAACUUUGAUAUCAUGUUUCAACAUGUCCUGUUGUUAAAAUAGUAAAUUGCUGGCCCCUAGACCUAUACUUUGACUAAAAUUUAUUCUGAAAUCUCUAUAGACUUCAGUAGAAAGAGGCAAAUUUUUCAAAAAAGAUGGGCAUAAUAAUCAUAAUUGGUGCUGUUUCUUUCAACUCUAUUCAGUGUUUUCAUUCCUAGUGCAUAAAUUCAUAAAAAAAUAUGCUACCAGCUUCUGUUCUUCCAUGUUUAGUACCACUCUCUGAUUAGCAGCUACAGUUAUUGCUAUUUGUUUCACCUGCUCUAUGUGUUUUUGUCUCUUUGCUUUUAUGUAUUGCAUAAAUUUACUGAUACUUUCUGCAUUCUCAUGAUUCCUCUCAAAAAUCAAGUGCCAUUCAAGACCACUUGUUUUAUUUCACAUUGUCAUUUUUGUCCUUUCCAUGUAAUAUAAUCCUUCAGUUUUCUGUUAUACUAGUUUCAUAGUUACCUUGAUACCUACUUUAUGACCUGUCAGAAUCUAGAAAUAAAAUAACAGGCAUCAAUUUUAAAUUUGUAAACUAACAGAUUAAAGUUUUCCAGUUUUAUCAUUCUUUUUAGUUAUGCUGCUUAAAAUAGGAUCAACUAAUACAUUACCAAGCCUGACUGUAUUGAAGUUAAGAUACACAGUAACAGGCUGAAUAGUCAUUAAAGCAUUUUAUUUAAGCUAGUAAGUGAUACCAUAUUGACAUCUGACUUGUUUUUAAAACAUGUAAUUAAAAAUUUUUCCAUCUA